Molecule: messenger RNA, 1791 nt
Organism: Clonostachys rhizophaga
Lineage: Eukaryota; Fungi; Ascomycota; Sordariomycetes; Hypocreales; Bionectriaceae
Source: the annotation of a GenBank genome assembly
AUGAAGCAUUUCGGAGAUAUGUUUUCUUUUCUUGCACCUCUGCUCCUUGUGACGAGCCCGGCUGCCAGGGCGCUAUCUACUACACAAGAUUUCUCUGAUUUGGGAGCAAGAUCUUGUUCGCAGUCUGAAGCUCAGGGGAACGCCUCGACAUGUUAUCCCGAGUACAUCAAGAUCAACCCCAUAUUUGGGCUGGAGAUAAUGUCUAUUGAAGCCACCGCCUUCUUCAAUGCCACUACCACCCCCAAUUUUCCGAACUCCUUUCCAGCCUCUGCGAACCUCACUGGAAUAGACUACUGCAACGUUACAGUUACCUCGCGGCAUCCAGGCUAUCAGGAAGCUGGUAUUAAGACAUCAGUCUAUCUGCCCCUGAACAACUGGAACGAACGCAUGAUGGGUAUCGGUGGCAGUGGCUUCAGCGCAGGGAACCAGUUGGACCGGGUUCUGACGCCGUUAUCCCAAGGCUUUGCCACUGUGUCCACCUCGGCCGGAGUUUCCAGAAACACAAUGCAAGAUAGCGCUGAAAUUGCCAACUCAGACCUUUGGGCUCUUCGCAGCACUGGAAACGUGAAUGUUGAGGCUCUGUCGGAUUUUGGAUACCGAGCAUUAGGAGAUGCUGCUGAGAUCGGCAAGUCUGUCAUCGAAAACUUUUACAAGAAGUCAGCCAAAUACCGUUACUGGAAUGGCUGCUCAACCGGAGGCAGGCAGGCACUUAUGCUCGCCCAGCGGUAUCCGAAGGCGUAUCACGGCUUGUUGGGCAGCUGUCCGGCGAUAAACUGGGCUCGUUUCCUCUCUGCCGAUAUUUUCCCUCAGAUUAUCAUGAAGAACAUCACCAAUGGGGGACGAGUACCCGCUCCGUGUGAGUUCCGUGCCAUCACAGCCGCGGCCCUUGAGGCGUGCGACAGCCUGGAUGGAGUGAAGGACAGCUAUGUCAUGGAUCCUUCAAAGUGCGAAUUUAAGGCUGCCACGGUCCUAGGCAAGCAAAUCGCUUGUCCCGAACUACCAAGUGGAAAUACGACAAUUUCUGAAGCUGCUGUUAAAGCGGCCGAGGUCGCAUGGGCAGGCUAUCACACAGUAGAUGGCGUUUGGCGAUACUACGGGGUCAGCCGUACUACCAACAUUACAACAGGUGGUGCUUUGCUGGACACGAAAUGCGACAAUACUGGAAAUUGCACCUUUUCACCCUUCCCUAUUGCGGCGAACUGGGCCAAGAACUUCUUGAUGAAAGACCUUCAGGCUGACCCUAUGUCGCUCACGCAUAGCCAGUUCGAUCGUCUCUGGCAGCUCUCUGUACAAGAGUGGUCGUCAUUCAUGAGCACGGAUGAUCCCAACCUUGCCGCAUUUAGAGAUGCUGGUGGGAAACUCAUGACGUGGCAUGGGCUUGAUGAUAUUCAGAUUCAGGCUGGGGGCACUGAGGAGUAUUACAAGCGCGUCCUGGCGGUGGACUCCAAGGCUGCCGACUACUUUCGAUUUUUCCAAGUGCCUGGAGUGGGACACUGCUCAGGAGGAUUCGGGGCCUAUCCUGGAACGUCAUUCCAGUCCUUGAUGGACUGGGUGGAAAAGGGCAUUGCACCAGAGACGCUCUAUGGAAGAACCAGUGGCGGAAUAGAACGGCCAAUUUGCCUCUACCCCAAGAAGAUCUCAUACAUUGGUGGCAGCGCCGAGAAUAUCAACUCUUUUCACUGUACCAUGGCCCCUGUUGGAAUCACGGAGUGUUUACAUAGGACUUUUCACUCAGCAAGCAUUGUUCAGUUGACAACAAUGGACUUGGGCUUUGUGCCACGGUCUACAUGA